This is a messenger RNA of Propithecus coquereli (Coquerel's sifaka), 3078 nucleotides long. RefSeq names its product PDZ domain containing 7 (gene PDZD7). The transcript has 17 exons. Gene Ontology annotation, biological process: sensory perception of sound; auditory receptor cell stereocilium organization. Gene Ontology annotation, cellular component: stereocilium tip; cilium; stereocilia ankle link complex. NCBI's taxonomy places the organism in Eukaryota, Metazoa, Chordata, Mammalia, Primates, Indriidae. Bases 1 to 3078 code for a protein of 1025 amino acids. The record is from RefSeq and is a predicted model, not a curated record. Gene Ontology annotation, molecular function: protein binding.
AUGGCACACGGUUUCGCAGUGGGCUUUGACCCACUGGGCCUAGGAGACCUAAGCUCCGGCUCUCUGAGCUCCCUCUCCUCCCGAGGCCACCUGGGCAGCGACUCCGGCUCCACCGCAACGCGAUACCUGCUAAAGAGGCAGCAGCGGCUGCUGAAUGGGCCCCCCCGCGGAAUCCGAGCCUCGUCGCCCAUGGGCCGUGUCAUCCUCAUCAACUCCCCCAUCGAAGCCAACAGUGACGAAAGUGACAUCAUCCACGCAGUCUGGGUAGAGAAGAGUCCAGCGGGGAGGCUGGGUUUCAGCGUGCGUGGGGGCUCGGAGCACGGCCUGGGCAUCUUCGUCAGCAAAGUGGAGGAGGGGAGCAGCGCAGAGCGGGCUGGCCUGUGCGUGGGGGACAAGAUCACGGAGGUGAAUGGGCUGAGCCUGGAGAGCACCACCAUGGGCAGCGCAGUGAAGGUGCUGACGGGCAGCAGCCGCCUGCACAUGAUGGUGCGGCGCAUGGGCCGCGUGCCUGGCAUCAAGUUCUCCAAAGAGAAGACCACGUGGGUGGAUGUGGUGAAUCGGAGGCUGGUGGUGGAGAAGUGUGGCUCGACGCCGUCUGACAGCAGCUCAGAGGAUGGCGUGCGGCGCAUCGUCCACCUGUACACAACCUCCGACGACUUCUGUCUGGGCUUCAACAUCCGCGGGGGCAAGGAGUUUGGCCUGGGCAUCUACGUGUCCAAAGUGGACCACGGUGGGCUGGCCGAGGAGAAUGGCAUUAAGGUGGGGGACCAGGUCUUGGCGGCCAACGGUGUCAGGUUCGACGACAUCAGCCACAGCCAGGCCGUGGAGGUGCUCAAAGGCCAAACGCACAUCAUGUUGACCAUCAAGGAGACCGGCCGGUACCCUGCCUACAAGGAGAUGGUUUCUGAGUACUGCUGGCUGGACCGACUGAGCAAUGGGGUGCCGCAGCAGCUGUCCCCCGCCUCCGAGAGCAGCUCCAGUGUCUCCUCGUGUGCCUCCAGUGCCCCCUACAGCUCGGGCUCCCUGCCCUCGGACCGCAUGGACGUCUGCCUGGGCCCGGAGGAGCCGGGCAGCCACGGCCCAGGCUGGGGGCGGGCGGACACAGCCAUGCAGACGGAGCCUGAUGCGGGGGCCCACGUGGAGACCUGGUGCAGCGUGCGGCCCACGGUCAUCCUCAGGGACACAGCCAUCCGCUCUGACGGCCCCCUGCCCACCCACCGCCUCGAUUCUGCGCUCUCUGAGUCCCCCAAGACUGCUUUGCUACUGGCCCUUAGCCGACCCCGGCCCCCCAUCACACGCUCCCAGAGCCACCUGACCUUGUGGGAGGAGAAGAAGCAGCGAAAGAAGCAGAAGUCGGGGUCCCCUGGGGAGAAGGGUGCCCUGCAGCGCUCCAAGACGCUGAUGAACCUCUUCUUCAAGGGCGGGCGGCAGGGGCGCCUAGCAGGGGAUGGAUGUAGAGAGGCCUGGACGCUGGACAGCGGGAGCCUGGCCAAAGCCCGCCCUCGCCCAGAUGUGGAGAAAGCAGGGGGCGUGGGGCCCGUGCAGAAGUUUGUCACCUGGAGACUGAGACGCGACCGGGAGAGGGGCCGGGCCCUGCUUUCCGCCAGGUCCGGGAGCCCCUCCAGCCAGCUGCCCAGCGUGGAUGAGCGGGUGCAGGCCUGGGAGAGCCGACGGCCCCUCAUUCAGGACCUGGCCCGGCGGCUGCUGACCGACGACGAGGUGCUGGCCGUCACCCGCCACUGCUCCCGGUACGUGCACGAGGGUGGUGUGGAAGACCUGGUGAGGCCCUUGCUGGCCAUUCUCGACAGGCCUGAGAAGCUGCUGCUGCUGAGGGACAUCAGGAGUGUGGUGGCCCCCACGGACCUGGGCCGCUUUGACAGCAUGGUGAUGCCCGUGGAGCUGGAGGCUUUUGAGGCCCUCAAGAGCAGGGCAGUCCGGCCUCCUGCUUUGCGACCUGCCCGGCAGGACACACCGCCCAAACGUCACCUCAUCACCCCUGUGCCUGACAGCCGCGGGGGCUUCUACCUGCUGCCCGCAAACGGCUUCUCAGAGGAGGACAAUGCCAGGGAGCUGAGGGAGCAGCUGGGGGGCCUCAAGGUCUCCCUGAGUGCCCCUGCCCCCUGCCACUCUCAUAAAGGGAUCCCCCCUCUCCAAGACGUGCCAGUAGAUGCCUUUGCCCCCUGCCACCGCAGCGCCUGCACGCCCCCUCCCCAGCCACCCACCGUGGCUCCCUGGCCCCCACGGCCUAACUGGCUGCUGACAGAGCCUCUGAGCCCAGAGAGCCCCGGGCAGGGCCAGAGCCAGGGCCGGGCCCAGAGCCGCAGCCGCAGCCGCAGCCAGGGUCGAAGCAAGUCCCCUGGACGCAGGCGCUCCCCAUCCCCGGCACCCAUCCCCACCCCCAGCAUGGCCAAUGGGCGCUACCACAAGCCUCGGAAGGCCAGGCCUCCCCUGCCACGACCUCUGGAUGGGCAGGCAGCCAAGGCAGGGGACAGGCAAGGGCCCUCCGAGAAUGGAACUGGUGGGACAGUGGAGGAGGCAGCCAUGCAGGCCCCCAGUGGGGAGUUGAGAAUAGUCACGCUGUCCAAGACGAAGCAGUCCUUGGGCAUCAGCAUUUCUGGGGGCAUUGAGUCCAAGGUGCAGCCCAUGGUGAAGAUAGAGAAGGUCUUCCCUGGGGGGGCCGCCUUCCUCAGCGGGGCCCUGCAGGCUGGCUUCGAGCUCGUGGCAGUGGAUGGAGAGAGCCUGGAGCAGGUGACCCACCAGCGAGCAGUAGACACCAUCCGUCGGGCUUAUCGAAACAAGGCUCGGGAGCCCAUGGAGCUUGUGGUCAGGGUCCCCAGGCCCAGCCCACUACCCUUACCCUCUGACUCAUCAGCCCUCCCCGACCAGCCCCUUCCUACUGACCAUUCCCCUGCCCACCAAGCCCGUGAUGCUCCCACCCCCUGGCACCCAGAGCGUCCCACCAAUACCCAGCCCCCUCCCACGGAUGCUGGCCUCCUCCAGCCCACUCCCAGCCCAGUCCCCUCUGCAACCCUCCAGACUCCUGAUACCCACCCCAGGCUCUCCCCACUUAUCCCAUGA